AGAACCACCAUGAGCGACACGACCGAGCCUUCCAAGACCACCGGCAACUACGACUACGCCGUCGGCUCGAUCAAGGAGACGAUCGGCAACGUCGUCGGCGCCGAGUCGCUCGCGCAGGCCGGCUCGGAGCAGGCGGCCAAGGGCGACGCCGAGUACAAGCUCGCGCAGACCCAGGAGUACGCCGAGGGCACGGCCGACAGGGUGGGCGGCAAGAUUGACCGCAUCAUUGGCGCGGCGACGGGCGACUCGAGCCGCGAGGCCGGAGGGCUGGCGCAGGAGACCAAGGGCAAGGCGCAGCAGGCCGCCAACUCGUGAUCGUCGUCGUCGCCCUCUCCUUCCUUCGUGCCCUCGCCGCAGUCGCAUGUUGUCCUGAAACACGCUGUCUCUCGCCGUACCUCGCC
Messenger RNA from Rhodotorula graminis WP1, 401 nucleotides. RefSeq lists its product as uncharacterized. The transcript has 3 exons. The record is from RefSeq and is a predicted model, not a curated record. Lineage: Eukaryota; Fungi; Basidiomycota; Microbotryomycetes; Sporidiobolales; Sporidiobolaceae. The coding region runs from base 10 to 315 and encodes 101 amino acids.